GCCGCGUGUCGUUUUGGUUAGGGCUCUUUUCUUCUCACAACUCUCUGCAUCAUACUCUCUAUUUCGGCUUCCUCCUCUCUGACAACUACAAAGGUUUGAACAGAAUGGGUGACAAAAAGAAGAAGGCUACUGUUUUCAUCCGACUUGUCUCAGCUGCUGGCACCGGAUUUUUCUAUGUCAAGAGGAAGCCUACUAAGGUGACAGAGAAGCUUGAGUUCCGAAAAUUUGACCCUCGGGUAAAUCGUCACGUUCUAUUUACAGAGGCAAAAAUGAAAUGAGCAACCUGCCUGUCCAAUAUAGAUGAUUUCAUUGCCCCACCUUGUUUUUCUUUCUGUUGUAGACACUUUGUUUUAAGGUAGGGACCUAACUCCUAAGAAUAUGCAGUCGUUGUUGGUGGUGUCUAUUUUAUCUUGAUGAAAGUUCGUGCUUUCUCUAUCUGAAGUAUAAUAAGUUCAAAUUUUGUUUGGCCAUUCAACUAGUCUUAUGCUGUUCCAAAACAAUGGUUGAUUGAAAUGUUGAGGAGCUUUUAUUAAGAGUUAA
Messenger RNA from Prunus avium (sweet cherry), 540 nucleotides. Its product is annotated as Ribosomal protein L33 family protein. Gene Ontology annotation, cellular component: ribosome; large ribosomal subunit. Gene Ontology annotation, biological process: translation. Gene Ontology annotation, molecular function: structural constituent of ribosome. Lineage: Eukaryota; Viridiplantae; Streptophyta; Magnoliopsida; Rosales; Rosaceae. The record is from RefSeq and is a predicted model, not a curated record.